UUGAGGCGCCUCCAAAUCAUUCCACGGCCUUUUAAGAAGGAUUAUAUUCAAGAAUUUUGAAGUUCUUUUUUUUUUUUUUUUUUUGCAAAACAAAAAAGCGCCACCAUGCCGAUCCUAAAGCAGCUCGUGUCUGGCCUCCUCGCAGACCAAACGCCGCUCACAGCCCUGGACCUGACCAGGGAGAUGAUCAGCGUCACUGGCGACUUUCGCCACACCAUGCACGUAGGCCGCAGUGGUGACGCGUUCGGUGACACCUCCUUUCUUCGCACGCGCUCAGGGGAAACGCCCCCCGAUUCCAAUUUCUCCCCCCGCUCUCCUCGGCCCGGCCUCCUGUCUCGCACCUUCAGCAGCAAACGCUCCCAGUCAGUGACCCGAGUAGACCAGCAGGAGACAACCCCGGCUGGGUCGCCCACCUAUGUGAAGAACGCCAUGUCGCUCCCCUUCCUCAACGAUGAGGACAGAGGGCACGGUAAUGUGGCAAAGAGUUUGUCCUCGAGUCCUAUAAAGCAGCACGGGGAGGUGGACGGGAGAGGCGCAACUGCAGCUGCUCAUUACCUGGAGCUGGAAAGCGCAGCUUUGGCGAGCAUCACCGAGCUCCCGGAGAGCUCCCACCACUACGGCGGUGGAAUGAAAACGCCGAGUCGGGUAAUGUCUUUCCAUGUCGACCUGGGACCCUCCAUGCUGGGGGAGAUCCUGGGCGUGAUGGAAAAGGAGGAUGACGAUCUCGGCUACGAGGAGGGCAAGAGCAGCGAGGGCCACGCCUCCCCGCCUCUCAGCACCCACGGCGAGGAAGAGGAUAGUGUGGAGAGAGAAAAAGACGAGGAGGAGGCGGCGGAGGAGGAGACGGAGGGAGGCUCUGCAGAACUGCCGCGGGCCUCUAUGCAUGCAGCCAGCUCUGUGGAUCUGGGGCCUGAGAAUGGAAGUCCCUACACCCCAGAAUACACUCCCGAGACUCGGCCCAAACAUUUGCAGCACCUAGACAGCUGCUCCAUGUCCAGCUCUGGCUCUGCUGCCCUGGACGAGAAGCCCAACAGCCAGACCUAUGCAGGAGAUACAGACAGCGCCACCUUCAGUGCCCCGCCCGAGGAGGAGAGCAACUUCUCCUCUUUCUUGGAAGAUGAAGACGAUGAGAUCCGCGUAUGAGAUCUCCUGAAGUCUUCUAAAGAAAGAAAAAAAAGAAAAAAAAAAAAAAAAUAGGACAGAGCUCUGGAAGGGUUUUAUGUGAAACAAGCAAGUCCUUUGGCGGCGUGGAUUUGCAAUUGAACAGAAAUGAGACACAGUUGUCGGGUACUGUGGGGAUGGGACUGUGAAGGAGACGGAGGGCGCUUCCUUUUGUAGGUCUGCAAGGAGAGAGUGACUGCUCCUUUUUGGAAGAGCCAAACUCCAUCUGUCAGAGAGCCGUAGCCUCCACUGUCUGUCAAUCCGUCGCUCCCUUUUCGAACACUGAGGGAACUGACACGGAAAGAGCAGCCACUCGUUAGAAAGAAACUUUUGGGAAAGACACUUUCAUAACUAAAGCUCAGUUCACGCUUUGUCUCUCUGUCCACAUGGCUUCUUAAAUUUGGUUCGCCUCCCUUCUGUUCUGCUGGCCGUGGGACAUCAUGAGGCCGAACAGAAGGCCUCUAUCACCACAGGAUUACUGGUGGGUAUCUUUGUAACAAGAAAGGGGGCUGUGUUUGUCACUGGAGUGUGAAGCCCUGCCUUGAGCCCCUUUCAUCUGAAAAUAAUAUAGUACAGUGCCAUAGAUCUGUUGGUUGUGUCCCUUAUGUAACUCAGGCUGCCUUUCCUCGCUGUAAAGCUGGACCACGAAGCCCAAAACCAAAAUUCUCCUGUUUUCUAUUCACCGUGAGCGUCACACAGGCUUAGCCUCAGUGUAAAUUAAAGACCCCAGGGCUGUAAAGCUAAUGGAGAUGCAUUAACUAAAACAUAUGGUGUUACUACAGGAAGCCAGAGGUGUGACGAGUGGUGUGUGUGUGUGUGUGACCCACUGGGGAGAGAUUGUACACUGUAUUUAUUGUCUCUCAAAAUCAUAAUAAUGCUGAUCUUACAGAUUUCUGAUGACUGACACGGAGUGGCUAUCUUCCACAUACUAACUCAGCUGUCAUUUCAAGCUCGGAGAACGCAAUCCAAGUGCUACUCGAUCAGCUCCAUUAACAAAAGGAAUUCCUAGACGGCCAUCUCUGCUUCCUGUCACUUCUUCGGCUCUCCCAGAAGAGGAAGGAAGGAAGCAAUUGAGGCCUUGUUGGAUGCGUCUCUUACGUUCUAGCUAUACAACCUGAGAAUGCUGUGAUGGCGUGUGCGUGAGAAGAGUCAAUAUAUUAGUCCCUGAAAUCCAAAGUCCAGCCCUGGACGGAGGAAGGGAAGUGCAUCACGAUGGAGAGCCGCAUGCAUAAACAGCGCUGACAGGUAAUCCUUCUGGCCCCGCUGAUUGGAGACAGAUGCGUCUGGCAGGCGUGUGAGACCAGGACCAGGACCAGGCGUGUGAGACCGGGACCAGGACCAGGCGUGUGAGACCGGGACCAGGACCCAGGCGUGUGGAGACCGGGACCAG
Messenger RNA from Cyclopterus lumpus (lumpfish), 2551 nucleotides. Its product is annotated as cdc42 effector protein 4-like. The record is from RefSeq and is a predicted model, not a curated record. NCBI's taxonomy places the organism in Eukaryota, Metazoa, Chordata, Actinopteri, Perciformes, Cyclopteridae.